This is a messenger RNA of Paramecium tetraurelia, 2436 nucleotides long. RefSeq lists its product as uncharacterized. Gene Ontology annotation, biological process: phosphorelay signal transduction system. Lineage: Eukaryota; Ciliophora; Oligohymenophorea; Peniculida; Parameciidae. The record is from RefSeq and is a predicted model, not a curated record. The transcript has 3 exons.
AUGAUAUUGGCUAUUUUAUACAGUAGCAUUUGGUUGUGCAAUACAAUUUACGAAAUGAUGCUGGGAAUUGAACAGCUCUUGUAUCACGGUAUCUAGUUGGGGAUUGUUCUGUGUUUCCUCAUGUUGCAAUAUCUAUAGAAAUCGAGGCAAUCUAUCAGCUACAUGAUCCCAAUUCUUCUAUUAUGCCUGAACAUUUUAAAUGUCAACGAAGACAUGAAUAGCGAAAAACUAUAUUUAUUCCUGCUGCCACCCUUAAUAUAUGACCAUUUAAAUAAGGAUGAAAAAAAGAAACUUUAUUUUAUCAUUUUCAAAUUUCUGCAUCUCCUCACUAUGUGCAUUUGGAAAGCGUUAGGCGAUCUGAACAGGGGUUAACCAAUAAUAAUAACAUUUAUAUUAUUAUUGUUCACAUACUAUCUCUAAAAAUAAUAUGAUCAACAACUCAAACGAACUGAAGGAGGCUUGGAAGACACCAUAAAUAUAAAGACUAUCACAGACACAGAUCGAAUCUGGGACUCAUAAAAUUAUUUGAUAAGUAUAAUCAAAUUGGAUGGUAAAUUAAAUUUGCUGACAAGCAAUAACAGAGCAUAAGACCUGUUGAAACACAUCAAUUUACAGGAACUCUUGAAUAGCCCUUUAUUAUCAGUGGAUAAACAGACCAGAUUAUUAAUGCAGGAGCAAUUCAGUUGUAGAUUCCCAUCGAUUCAGGAUUUGAAAGAGGUUCAACAACAUUAUUCCUUAAAUGAAUUGUUGGAACAACUCCAGUAACUCCAAAAGUACCCUUACGAAUUCGAAGUGUUCAGCAUUCGAGGUUAUAACGAUCUCCACUUAAAAGUGUUUUACCUAGAGCCAAAGUCAUUUACAAUAGUGCUGCAAAAUAUGGAAGAAUACAAUCUACAAAUUAAGAAAGUGUUUACUCAAACUACGAUGCAACAAUUGUUUAAGAGUUUUAGCCAUGAGUACAACACUUCUUUAAACUAUAUCUUGGCAUUAGCAUAGGUAGCUGAGUGUCAUGAGGAAGUGCCACAAAAUAUCAAAGAGUAAUUCUUUAAACCCAUAUUGGUGAAUGGGAAAGUGAUGCACAGCAUGGUGUUGGAUAUGAUGGAUUACAAUAGUAUCUUGGGAAAGACAUUCAGUUUGCAAGUGGCAGUCUUCAACAUCUAAGAGUUAAUACUAGAUGUCAUUUCACUUUUUAAAGAUCAAGUCUCAAAAAAGAAUCUAGAAAUCAAAAUUGACUUUAAAUCCAAGAUAACCUAGAUCCUGUCUGAUCGAAAUAGAAUCAAGCAGAUUUUGAUCAAUUUGGUAUCCAAUGCCCAAAAGUUUACACUCUAAGGAUCCAUAUCCCUAAAGGUUGAAACCUGUUUAUUUCAGAAGAAUUAACAAUAUGUAGUGUUCCAUGUUGAAGAUACUGGCAUAGGUAUGACAAAGGCAGAAUAAGAUCGAUUGACCUUCCUAUUGCAAUAAGGAGUGCCUUCCAUACAAAAGAUAUCUAAAAACACAGCUGGAUUUGGAUUGGGGUUGUUUAUAAGUAAUAAGAUAGCAGAAGCCUUAUCAUAAUAGAGAUUUGAAAAAGGAGGUGGACUCAGAUUUGAAACGCAAACAGGAAAGGGAUUUCACUGUUGGUUUUCUGUGUACCCUCAGACCGUUAGUCCAGGUGUUAAACCCAACAAUCCAAAAAGUCCAUUGAUUAUGUUGAAUAAGAAGAUCAUUAUAGACACGAGGUAAACUGAAGUCAAUGCUGGGAUUGAGACAUUGAAAAGAGGACUUAUGAGGGCCAAAUUCUCUCAUUUAUUGGGUAGUAAUGGGUAGAUAAAUGAUGGAAAUCAGAUCAGAUAGCGAAGACCACAUAGUUAGAUACGGUUUGUGUAAGAACUUAUUGAUGCUGUGUCAACAGAUACGGUCAAUAAUGAAUGUUCUGUAGAGGACUAUUAAACAAGGGUUAAAUACAUGAAGUCUCAACAAUAUUAGCAACAAUAACAAUCAUUUUUGUUGAGAAGCAAUUAGUCAUUCAUUGAAUGUCGUUGUCCGAAUAUCCUCAUUGUAGAUGACGAGUAGAUUAAUAUAUUAGCCUUGUCGAUCUUGUUGGAACAACUUGGCUUGACUACUGACUAGGUGUUUAAUGGGAGGGAGUGUGUCGAUUUGAUAUACUCGAAAUAAAGGAAAAGUAUUUAUGAACAUGUAUUGUUAGCCUUUUGUGGGAAAUGCACUGAUAGACAGUACUAAUUGAUAUUUAUGGACAUCAAUAUGCCUAUUCUGGAUGGGUGGGAAGCAUCAAGGCAAAUUAAAAAACGGUUUUCAAUUCCCAUUAUAGCUUGUACUGCUUUUACUGACAAUGAAACCAAAGAAUAGUGUUAUCAAAAUGGGAUAGAUUACUAUUUAUCGAAGCCAGUAAAAAAGGAAUCACUCAUCCAAGUAUUGCAAUAUUACCGUAUACUUUGA